CUCUUGAUCACAUCGUGGUUCCCUCACGUCUCCCUAUCGAGACCGGCAAGCCCUAAUACAACAAACAAACGGACAGUUUGGUUUUCAAAGCCGGAUAGGCACGUGGCCUGGUCACACCUUCUCCUGCAUAUCUUCGAUCUUAACUAGCCUGCUACAGGUGCCCCCCGUCGUCGUCUCAAUGCUCAGUCCCGCCCGCAGUUCUCAAUUCCUUCCUGGUUGUCCGCUGCACUGACCAUUUCCGUGUUCUGAGUUCUGCACCGACUUCACCCAAUUUCCUCAAUCAAGUAAUCCCUUAUUCUUUGUUAUUGAACCAGGCAAUAUUUACACUUGCCGCGCUUUCACCUCUCUCGCACGAUCGCGCGACCUAGAACAAAGUUGCAGCCCUUACAGACUCGCCUCCUUGUCACCGUUGCUGUAUCGGCACCAUGUUCGAGUGCGGCGAUUGCGGCAGGGCCUUCCCUGCUGGCUGGCGGGCUCGCGACCAGCAUUGCGAAGCGACAGGGCAUAGUCGCCCCGAAUACGAGUGCGACAUUUGCGACGCCUACUUUGACAGCGAGUACUCUCGCCGUCAGCACAUGAUCCAGGAUCAUCUUUACUGCUGCGAUUGCGAUCGGUAUUUCCAGAACUUUAACAACAUCAAGCAGCACCUCAACUCCAAGACUCAUCGCGGCAGUACCAUCAAGUGCCCCUUCUGUGCUGCGAGCUACACCACCGCUGGCGGCAUGACUCAUCAUCUUGAGCGCGGCUCGUGCCCUUGCGCGGCCAAUCUGGACCGUCGCGAGCUCUUCCGACUGGUGCGGUCGCGGGACCCCCGAGGUCUCAUCUCGAAUCAUUCCAUCGAACCCAUCACCGUCACCUACACAGCCGAUCGGCGUUCGUGGAACGGCCGAGGCUACGAGUGCUCCUUCUGCUACCGCACUUUCGCCAGUCUCAGUGGCCUGAACCAACACCUCAAUUCCCCAGUCCACCAGGAAGUCCUGUAUCAUUGCCCGAACCAGCGCUGCGGUGUCGAGUUCAAGACGUUGGCUGCUAUCGUCAACCACCUCGAGAGCGAGACGUGCGGCGCCAUGCGCUUCGAGACUGUCCAGCGACGGAUCGGGGACAUCGUCAGCGGCAAUCGCAUGCUCCGCUUCUAGCGUUAUGGCUGCGACUGGGAUAUCUUGAGUUGUUGGAGGAUUUGUGGACCAUGUGUCGGAUAAAAUCUUGUAUCACAGCUCUUGGACCAGCGUUGUUUGAGGCUAGACGCGCGAUCUUCGGCCUCGGUCAGCAGCUGGGGCUUUAUUUCGGAUCCAGAUCACGGGAGAUCGGCGUUUCGUUUGACUGUGAGCGCUAUAGGCAUGUGUAGAGAUAGAUGUUAGUUAGUCAAUCAUGCGUGCUUUUACCCAG
Molecule: messenger RNA, 1386 nt
Organism: Parathielavia appendiculata
Lineage: Eukaryota; Fungi; Ascomycota; Sordariomycetes; Sordariales; Chaetomiaceae
Exons: 3
Coding region: 426-1136 (236 amino acids)
Biological process (GO): regulation of transcription by RNA polymerase II
Cellular component (GO): chromosome
Molecular function (GO): chromatin insulator sequence binding
Source: RefSeq, a predicted model, not a curated record